AUGGGAAUUGAAGAUGUUACUGUUGAUAAUACUAACCCAGAUUCUGAGAUUCUUUUUUCUAUGAACGUUGAUAAACAAGAUAUUAACAUUGUUGUAGAUAAGGAGACUACAGAAGUUAAGGCAGUCCAUGGUGAGAAUAAUACUGAGACACCAACAAAAGAUAAAGGAAAUAAUACUAAGAAACAAUUUGAGGCGGAGGUUCAUGUUGAAACAAAGAAACUGGCAGAGAAUGUGAAUAAAGAGGAAUCAAUUGUUGGUAAUAAGGAAGAAAUAAUUAAGGUUAUUGGAGAAGUAUCUGUUGAGAGGAAAGCUAUUGCUGAAUUGAGCACAUCUAUAGAGUCAUCUUCUCCGACAACAGUUCAGGCCUCACCGACAGCAGCAACCGACAAAGGUGUACUAAAAAGGAAAAAACCUGAAAUAUUUAUUGCCCCAUUUGCUUCUGGAUCAGAAACAGAAGAUGAACCCUCAAAAAUUCCCCAAACAUGCAUAAGAAUCCAAAGAAAGAAGCAUGAGGAACCAAAGCAGAAAACAAAGGCAACCCCUCCGACACCCAAGAAGCAAAUUUUGAAGGAAAGGAAACCAACAGAGAAGAAGAGACCAGUAAAAGACACUCUUCCACCAUUCAGGAAGGAGAAGAAAUCAGAGCUAGACAAAGCCUUAGAAUCUGAUGCUAGAAGAUUGCCUGCUAUUGAGGAGGAUGAGCAUAUUAAGGUUCAGGAUUUGUUGACUGUUUGUGGUGCUAUUACUGAAGAGGAGAUGCAACAGUGUCUUGAUUUUGCAAAUGAAACAAUUUUCCAGAGUAGACACAAGCAUGUUAGCUUAAUGGUUAAGCAGGUCACACCGGAACAAAUCAUUUCGGAUGUAGAGGUUAUUUAUUUUGAGGCAGUUAAUAAACAGGUUGAGGACAUUGAACCUCCGACAAUAAGUGUACAUAUGGAAGAGGUCAAGGUAGAGCAGGUUACUGCACCAAGUGGCAAAGCCACCGGUGUAAGUCAACAGGUUCAAAAUAACGAUAAAAUUUUGGAUAGUCAUCCAUUGUUGGCACUUGAUACUUCUAGUCAAGUAGAUUUUGGGAGGAAGAGCAUUGAUCAAUUGAGAAACUCAGAAAGGAUGAUGGUAGCUACACAGAGACUUUUGAAGGAAGGAUCAGAAGAGAAACAGGUUAUAGUGCAAGCUAUACCAGUCUUGCAACAACUAGUUCCGAAAUACACUAGUCUGGUAGCUAGCCCCUCCGGUAAGCUUAAAGGUUUGACUGAACACAUUGCAAAGGAGUUCCAAACUCUUCAACAAGUGUCAAACCGAUAA
Cryptomeria japonica (Japanese cedar) is the source of this 1305-nucleotide messenger RNA. RefSeq lists its product as uncharacterized. The record is from RefSeq and is a predicted model, not a curated record. Bases 1 to 1305 code for a protein of 434 amino acids. The transcript has 5 exons. NCBI's taxonomy places the organism in Eukaryota, Viridiplantae, Streptophyta, Pinopsida, Cupressales, Cupressaceae.